This is a messenger RNA of Cyanistes caeruleus (blue tit), 6240 nucleotides long. NCBI's taxonomy places the organism in Eukaryota, Metazoa, Chordata, Aves, Passeriformes, Paridae. The record is from RefSeq and is a predicted model, not a curated record.
AGGAAGUGUGUGUCACAUGCUCCUCUACAGGAAACGGGACUGGAGCUGCUGGGGAAGUUCAGAACUGGGUGACCUCCAACGGAUUCCAAUAGCACAGGAUUAUGCAACCCGGGAAAUGUUACUGCAAUUUAAUUAACUUCAGAAAGUGUAUUCUGGACUGAAUUGACCAGACCUCCUAUUCUAUGCAAGCAUCUCCUGCUGGUGACCAGGUUUCUUAGCAAGAGCAGACAGAGCUCAGCCUUCCACCAUGCCUGUGCCUCCCCCUCCAGCUCCCCCUCCACCCCCAACACUGGCCUUGGCAAAUACUGAAAAGCCAUCCCUAAGCAGGUCAGAACAAGCAGGGCGAAAUGCUCUAUUAUCUGAUAUUACCAAAGGAAAAAAGCUCAAGAAGACUGUUACUAAUGACAGAAGUGCUCCAAUUCUAGACAAACCCAAAGGAUCUGGAGGAGGUGGCUUUGGAGGAGGUGUCAGUGGCGGGGGUUUUGGUGGUGGCAGUGGUGGUGGCUCCAGUGGUGGUGGACCACCUGGCCUUGGAGGCCUUUUUCAAGCAGGAAUGCCGAAGCUCAGAUGUACUGCAAAUCGAGAUGCCGACGCCGGGGGAGGCCGGCCCGGACCGCUGCCCCCGCCGCCCGGCGAGAGGCCGCCGCCGCCCGUCAGAGACCCGCCCGGCCGCUCAGGCCCGCUCCCACCACCUCCUCCCAUCAGCAGGAACGGAAGCACUUCGAGGGCUUUGCCCACUACUCCCCAGCUGCCUUCCCGGGCAGGGCUGGACAGCCAGAGAGGGGGACCGCGACCUCCGCUUCCCCCCGACCGGCCGGGCUCGGCAGCGCCACCGCCGCCACCGCCACCUUCAGCAGCUGUCAGAAACGGCUUCCAGGAUCCAGGUGAUGAUGAAUGGGAAAGCAGAUUUUCUUUUCAUCCAAUAUCUGAUUUGCCACCUCCAGAGCCAUAUGUACCCAUGAACAGAAGUUAUCCAAGUAAACUAGCAAGAAAUGACAGUAGAGGUGGGUCUGUCCGAAAAGAAAGGGGUGCCCCCCCACUCCCACCUAUACCAAGGUGAAAUGGGUUCUGGCCCAUCUUUGGGUGACGUCUGUUUGCAAGUUUCCUUCAAGUCAGCUCUCCUGUCCACAUGACUGGAAAGUUGUCUGUCUUGAUUGAUUUCCACUCUUGGCUUGUCAGCUGGAACAAACUUCAGUCUCUAUUACAGAAGUAAUAGAUACGGCUUAUGGACUAUAGUUGCUCAAAGCUAUGAAUUUUAUUCGCUUAAACUGCAGGCAUUUUGUGGACCCUACAGACCUUAUGUGCAUCAUGCUUACUGUGUCCAACCCCACUCCCUGGAGAGCUCCGUGGGAGAUCUGGCUUUGAAUUUGAUAGAGCUUGAACAAAGUUGUUUCAUUCACUUUGGGUACAGUAGCCAUAUUAUUUUAAUGAUAAAGUAUUUGGUGUUUAAAAAAACAGUUGCUGGGUAAAAAAGUGUAGCCAAGAGUCCCCUGGAUCCUUCUUUGCAUGCUUACUCAGCCUAUCUGCUUCUGCAAGCCAUAGACCUACUACAUGGUGACAAAGAGUUCAUCUUUAACUUUUUUACUUCAACUUAGUCAAGCAAACCUUAAACAAUGCACAGCACAUCCUGCCUCAAGGAUGGAGUGUCUCUGGCCUUUUUUUUCUACAGAGAAUCUUCCAAAGAAAAGCACAAGGGAAGAAUUCAUCAGCAUAAGAAUAUAUAUUUUUUUAACCCUCUUUCCUAUUUUUUUAAUAGAGUUACAUGUUGUGUGACCUAAUUCUUUCCUACUCUUAUGUGGACCAACCCACAUCAUGUCAUCCGUGCCCUGGAUUACUGUAAUGCCCUCUGCCUGAUACUGCAUGCGAAGAGUCCUCAGAAAGUAGUCUGAGUGCAAACCCAGCAAUUAUUAUAGUUGUAGGCUCCUCCUGUAAAGCAUCACUAAUGCCAGUACUCCACAGACUGCUUUCCAGUUGUUUCUUUGGUACAAUUAAAUGAUGGGGUUUGACUUAAGAAGCUUCUUGGCACUUAGGUCACAAGUCUCAGAGAGCUUGGUUGACUUCCAUUAUGGCAGAGAAGCCAAGGUCAAAAAUGUUCCUCAGUGAAAGCCCUUUGAUGGUGUGAGGGGGGUCCAGGGUUUGUACAUUGAACUGGGAGCAUCAAAAAUUUUCCAUCUGUGGUGGUUCAAGAAAAAUGGGCAGAUUUGGUUUUCUGAGUUGGUCAUGAAGCCUGUCCUUUCAAACUUUGCUGGAAGGAGUCUCAACAGAAAGUGGCAAGGCUUACAUUGAUAGAAGAAAGUAAAGUAUUCUAACAUUGUGGUUAAUAUGUUUAAUAGCUUUUGAAUUUUGUGUGUGAGAAAAGAUCUCAUAGUAUGAGUGAAUUUUACAAGUGGAUCUAAGUGUGUAUAAAAUGCCUUUGGAAAUUAGAGGAAGAUUGUCAUUUUGGAUUUGAAAUACUGGUGAAUGAUAGCUCUUUGUUAUUCAGGCCUCUGAAGUUUAGCUCUGAAAAAUGUCCCCUCGCUCUCAUCAGCAGUAGAUAUCUUCAGUGUGUUCUUUGGCAUCCUUACCAAGCCUGUGUCAGCAGCCAUGUUUCACAGGAUGUUGCUCAAAAAAAUCCAAAAUAAAACAUAGAAACUAGUCAUGUAGGUUAAGAAAAUGUUUCUCUAGCAUGGGAGACAUGAUCCUAAGUAUACUCUGUGGCUAGAAUGAGGUCAGUUCUUGAAAAUCUAGAGAAUUUAGCCAAAGAGUCUGGACCCUGCUGAAAUGUCUGUGCAUAGGGCUUUUUCGCUCUGUCUGUGAGCAGGGAGGGGCAGAACUGCUUUCUGCCUGGCAGCCUGGACAUCACAUUGCAGGGGAUGAGACUAGAGUUGGAUUUGGCCAGAUCAAAUUUAAUUUGGUCUUUUCAGUGUUUGUUUACAAAAUCUUGUUAGCUGUGAUAGCAUUUGAUUAUGUACCUGUUUUUACAUUUUUUGUAUCUAAUGACUUAACUUACUGUUUAUGGUCUUGAACCUGCAAUUAAAUGCGCAGGCGCAGGGAUGUAUCUACAUCCAGUUGCAGGAUCCUGGCUGUAAGAGUUUCUUAAACAGAUACUGGUGGGACCUCCACAUAACAGGUGCACCUUGGGAUCAAACCUGGCACAAUGCUGAAUUUGUAUAUGUAUUUUAUGGAUGUCACUUAAAGUGCCUGUCUCUUUGGGAUAUUAUUUUGUGAAUAAAAGUCCAAAUAAGAUUUUUAGGAUAAUAACUUAAAGGAUAAAUUAUUCUAUUCAUAUUUUAAAACUGAAGCACUUAAUACCUUUCUAAGGAACAAUAUUUUGAAUUUAAGAAUACAAUAUUUUCAGUACCUUAACCUGCCAAAUCCUUGUUAAUAUCCAAAUAGCUAUGCAGCCAAAAAAACCCCAAGCCUUCAGAAAUAUCUUUUUUAUAACUUACCUGCUUCCAACAUGACUGUUUUUCUUUGCUAAGUCAAUGAAAAUGUUGCCCAGUGGUCUGCCAGUUCUCUGUAUCAUUAAAAUUGUCUUAUAUUUGAUCAUUGCAGCAACGUUUGCUGACCAGAAAUCUGGACCACUAUCAAAGACUUGGAAAACCAGCUUCAGUUUCACUUUAAAAUGGGCCGUGUAAAAGGCCUCCAGUUAACAAGCCAAGAAUCCUGAGCUGCUUAUGCUUUAGCAAUUUUUUUCACUCUAGAAACCUCUUCAGAAUAGAUGUUUGGCAUACAUGUAAAAUAGCUUAAUCCUGCAAAAAGGGGCAUUUUUGUUACAUAACAACAGCAUUUCCAUUUAUAUGUGUUGCUGUAAAAGUCCCUAGAUAUAUUCCAGAACAAUGCAGCAUUUUAUCAUACAAUAUAUUGCUUCAUGUAGCAGUAGCUAUUUACAAUAUGAUCAGUAUUCUAGUAUUUAUUUCACUAUGAAGUGUUAAAAAAGAAUAAUACAAAACAUGUUGAAUCAAUGGUGCCUUAUGACUUUUUAGUCAACUUUUCUGUGUCUCAAUAGAAGAAUUAAUAGACAUUGCUCUUCCAGGUCCUAACUAAAUAGUGCCGACAGUAGCAUUUUACAGUGUUUGAGCCAAGCCCUGCUGUUGUUGUAAUGCUAACUCCAGGUGGAGCUCAGUGUGUAGGUGAGGUGUAUGUGGGCACUGGUUGGCUUCACAGUCAGUUGCUGGUAUUGCUCUCAAAAUUCAGACCUGUCCCAAAACCAGUGUCUGAUGCUGCUGUCCACACAGCCCAGCUGACUUCAGUGUGGUUGCAUAGGUUAUGGAACUAAAUUUGAUUCACUGCUUGCAUGUAAGGUUUCCUGGGUUUGUUCUGAUAGCAUUGUAUUAUAAACCCUCACACCUCAACCUGUCUUCUUAUAUUAUCACUGAGGCUCGCACUGCAUGACAACGGCCACAGAUGUUCGUUUUUAAUUCAACUCUAUAAAUAAAAUGAGAAUAACUUUUGUACCAUGUAAAAUUAAUUUCUCCUCUAUAUUUUUGGAAGAAGGCACAUGUUAUGUUUGUUAUGACUUUUUGCACCAACCACUGGGAGAAGAGGUCACAAUGAGGAAUGUCCAGAGUUGUUGAAGGAAACUCAGCUUGUGAUUCAGGAAGUGUGCAUUUCUGUAAAUGAAAUAAAUAACAUCUCAAAGUUCUUGUUUAAAAGCCAGAAUUUCCCAACACUAAAAGAAUCAUAAGGUUUGGUUUUUUUCUGCAAGACAGCACUGUGAAAGAAGUUCCUUAUACUGUCACUUAAAAAACUGGGCAGUAGUUUCUCCUUGCAGCAUCAACUGUUUGGGUGACACUUGCAGAAGCAGAUCCAUCUUGGAGCAGAGGACAAAGGAGCUAAACUGUUAUUGCACAUCAAAGCUAUUGUAACACAACAAUCUUCUGUACAGAAGCAUGGAAGUUUUGCCUUGGAGGUAGAAAAUGGAAAUAAGUGAUCAAACUCAGAUUAUUUCAAGCAGAAUGUCAAAUGUUGAGAGACCUAGAGUGGUCCUUGGCCACAGGACACUGGAAAAGAGAAGAUUGCUCAAGGAAAUAGAAACAAAUCAGCUGAAUAUUGUUACCAAUCCUAGAGUAAAAAAUACUGUAUAAAAUGUGCAUUUUGUACUUCCACAUCACAGUGGUGUGAACACCCUUGUCUCACAGCUGGGUGCAAACAACCUGUUACAGCGGUACAUUGACUCUAUGUAACACAGAUUGUGUGAGCUUUAAUCUUUCAAACAGUAUUCAGCAGAAAGUAAGUAGAAUCUCUCACCUGAGAUAUUGAGGAGCACUUCAAUUGCAAAUUCAUGUACAUGGUUCUUCAUGUACAUUGGAAGAAAACAAGGAUCUUGUAGCCUGUAAGAUGGAUGUGUUUGGACCAUUCAGUUAAAAUCUAAACUGGAGCAUUGGCAAAGAGGGGAGUAUUGGAAUAACUCAGGCAGAAGCAGGGCAUGUGUUUAUUGUCUCAGUGAGUAUGCAGCAGGUAGGUAUGCAGAUUAAAAAAGCAAAAAUGGAAACUGCAUGUCUUAAGAGAGUAACCUUUUAUGAGUGUUGCCAUUUUGAAAUACAGUUUGUCUGUGGUAAAUAUUCCUUAGUGUAAACUAAUGCAUGCAGAGGAAGACAUCUAAAUUUGGACUUCCAAAGCCACACAAGAGAGAGGGAAAUAUAAAACAGGCUGAGCAGAAAGUAACAUUUCUAUCAGAUGCUUAAAGUUUGAGGUUUUUAUAAAAUAUUAAUCUAGUUCUGUGAAUUUUUUUGCUUAACAUUUAUUUUUUAAGUGACUUUGUUCUCCUUAUUUUUCUGUCCUAUACCAAAUAAAUUUUACUUUUAUUUAAUUGGUGGUGCAGACUGGUACAUUGAGGACAAACACAGUUACUUCUUUGACAAAAGCAAAGUUGGCUUUAGCAGGAUCAUGGCAGCAAGCCUGGCAGGAGCUGUGGUGAGCUGUUCCCCUCCUCUCCUGUCUGCCAUUGGACAGCAGCACAGCAGUAGUGCUCAGAGGACUUCGUCCUACAUGCAGUGAAGGACACCUGCAAAUAAGGAAAAAUGAGUUUACUUUAGGAUAAAGAAUGAAUACCAGUGGUUCGUGAUGCUGUACUUGUAGGUGGCUGUUGGGGGAGCUGUGACCCUUGGUUCUUGGCAGGACAAGCUAGGCGCUUGCCAGGGGAGGAUGACAUGGAAAAUCACUGUAGUUAAGUGUAGAUUUUUGUUUGUUGUGUCUCCACUCAGAAGGGAGAAAGCUGCCAGGGAGUAAGAAACAAAUUAAACCUUCCUUUUGACUUUG